CCUUCGGUUCGGCCUAAGCACUAGCCCGCACUCACCCUUGCCUUGAUGGCAGCCGCGAUGGACGUCGACGGCUCCGGCGCCGCCGCCGCCGCCGCCGCUGCCGCCGGCGGUGGGAGGCAUUCAGAGAAGGAGCUCUUCCGCGCGGCGGAGUCGGGAGACGCCGCGGUCUUCUCCUCCCUCGCCCCCGCCGAACUCGCCGUCGCGCUCUCCCUCCGCGACGAGGACGGGCGCUCCCUCCUCCACGUCGCCACCGCCUCCGGCCACGCGCAGGUGGUGACAGCUCUUGCGGCGGUGGGCGGCGAUGCCACGGCCAGCGUUGUGAACGGGAAGGACGAGGAGGGGUGGGCGCCGAUCCACACGGCAGCGAGUUGUGGAAACGCUGAGAUCAUCUCUAUCCUGCUCGAUCAAGGUGCUAAUGUUGAUUUGACAACUGAUGCUGGCCGGACCGCUCUUCAUUAUGCUGCUAGUAAAGGACGGCUUAACAUAGCAGAAACACUAAUAGCGCACAGUGCAAAGGUCAACAAGAAAGAUAAGUUUGGGUGCACACCCUUACAUAGAGCUGCAAGUACUGGAAAUGCUGAACUGUGUGAAUUCCUGGUUGAGGAGGGGGCAGAUGUUGAUGCUGUUGACAGGACAGGACAAACACCACUAAUGCAAGCCGUUGUUUGUGAAAACAAAGGGGUUGCUCUUCUGCUAAUUCGACAUGGUGCUGAUGUUGACGUUGAGGACAAGGAAGGUUAUACCGUCCUUGGUCGAGCAUCUGAUAGCUUUAGACCUGCACUUAUUGACGCAGCUAAAGCAAUGCUUGAAGGCUGAACAUGUCAUGCUGCAGAAAGGUAAAAGUAGUAGUUUUUGAAGUAUAAACCAGUCCUUGGUUGAGUUGAAUCCUGGUCUUUGAAGUAUAAACCAUUCCAAUCUAGAAUCAGUUUGACCAACUUGACCAUAUAUUUCAUAGUCAAGAAUUCUUGUAGUAAUUGUGAUUUCAGUUUGCUCUUGCUUUUCUUUAGCUAUUUCAUCGAGUUUUCCAAUCAGGACAACAAUAAUCAACUCAUCAUAGUUUUGACAAAAGUUUAUCAUGUUCUCUACUCAAGCUCAACCAUCAUUGUUUCCCGAACUGCC
Messenger RNA from Oryza brachyantha (malo sina), 1119 nucleotides. RefSeq names its product 26S proteasome non-ATPase regulatory subunit 10. The transcript is spliced from 5 exons. Lineage: Eukaryota; Viridiplantae; Streptophyta; Magnoliopsida; Poales; Poaceae. Gene Ontology annotation, cellular component: nucleus; cytoplasm. The coding region runs from base 46 to 816 and encodes 256 amino acids. Gene Ontology annotation, molecular function: protein binding. The record is from RefSeq and is a predicted model, not a curated record.